CAACUGCAGCACAGAGCGGGCAAAGUAGGCCAUGGGGCACUGGACGCUCCAGCCUGGCUGUGUUUCUGCUACGCUGCUGCUGGCACUGGCAGCUCUGCCCGCAGCCCUGGCUGCCAACAGCAGUGGCCGAUGGUGGGGCAUCGUGAAUGUAGCCUCCUCCACGAACCUGCUUACUGACUCCAAAAGUCUGCAGCUGGUGCUGGAGCCCAGUCUGCAGCUGCUGAGCCGCAAACAGCGGCGUCUGAUUCGCCAGAACCCGGGGAUCCUGCACAGCGUGAGCGGGGGGCUGCAGAGUGCAGUGCGCGAGUGCAAGUGGCAGUUCCGGAAUCGCCGCUGGAACUGCCCCACAGCUCCAGGGCCCCACCUCUUCGGCAAGAUCGUCAACCGAGGCUGUCGGGAAACGGCUUUUAUCUUCGCCAUCACCUCCGCCGGGGUCACCCAUUCGGUGGCCCGCUCCUGCUCAGAGGGCUCCAUUGAGUCCUGCACAUGCGACUACCGGAGGCGCGGCCCUGGGGGCCCUGAUUGGCACUGGGGGGGCUGCAGCGACAACAUUGACUUCGGCCGCGUCUUCGGCCGGGAGUUCGUGGACUCUGGAGAGAAAGGGCGGGACCUGCGCUUUCUCAUGAACCUUCACAACAAUGAGGCGGGCCGCACGACCGUGUUCUCCGAGAUGCGCCAAGAGUGCAAGUGCCAUGGGAUGUCUGGCUCGUGCACAGUGCGCACGUGCUGGAUGCGGCUGCCCACACUGCGCGCCGUGGGCGACGUGCUGCGCGACCGCUUUGACGGCGCCUCCCGCGUCCUCUACGGCAACCGCGGCAGCAACCGCGCGUCGCGGGCGGAGCUGCUGCGCCUUGAGCCUGAAGACCCGGCCCACAAGCCACCCUCCCCGCACGACCUCGUAUACUUCGAGAAAUCACCGAACUUCUGCACCUACAGCGGACGCCUGGGUACAGCGGGCACUGCAGGACGCGCCUGUAACAGCUCGUCGCCCGCGCUGGACGGCUGCGAGCUGCUCUGCUGUGGCCGGGGCCACCGCACGCGCACGCAGCGCGUCACUGAGCGCUGCAACUGCACGUUCCACUGGUGCUGCCACGUCAGCUGUCGCAACUGCACACACACGCGCGUACUGCACGAGUGUCUGUGAGGCACUGCAUGGACUCGCCCCCUAGAAACGCUCUCCU
Nycticebus coucang (slow loris) is the source of this 1181-nucleotide messenger RNA. It is a transcript of the gene WNT1, whose product is annotated as Wnt family member 1. Gene Ontology annotation, biological process: canonical Wnt signaling pathway; neuron differentiation; multicellular organism development. Gene Ontology annotation, cellular component: extracellular region. The transcript is spliced from 4 exons. The record is from RefSeq and is a predicted model, not a curated record. The coding region runs from base 32 to 1144 and encodes 370 amino acids. Gene Ontology annotation, molecular function: cytokine activity; frizzled binding. Lineage: Eukaryota; Metazoa; Chordata; Mammalia; Primates; Lorisidae.